UCGAGGCUGUUGCAGACAAGAAAUCAGCCACGGAGUCCGGCUUGAUAAUCCCUCCGCUUUCCCCAGCAGACCGCAUACAGUUGGAGAGUCUACUGAAGCCGUUCGUGAUAGGACAGAGCUACGAGCGCCCUUCGAAUUACAGCAACAGGCUGAGUGCGAUGGGGGGAAGAAACAGUUACAAGCUUGGCUCCAUAGAGCGCAUUCGACAAGGCUUGAAGGCCCGUACUUUCCGAGUCCAAGACAUAGUGCGCAUCUUCUCGAGAAUGCUGCUAGAGACCUCGGGUCCAGAUGCCCUAAAUCACUACACGGAAACGACUAUCGAACAGGCGAUGCGUGACGGGUUUUAUU
Amoebophrya sp. A25 is the source of this 348-nucleotide messenger RNA. The record is from the annotation of a GenBank genome assembly. NCBI's taxonomy places the organism in Eukaryota, Dinophyceae, Syndiniales, Amoebophryaceae.